Pipra filicauda (Wire-tailed manakin) is the source of this 783-nucleotide messenger RNA. It is a transcript of the gene AKAP19, whose product is annotated as chromosome unknown C2orf88 homolog. The record is from RefSeq and is a predicted model, not a curated record. The transcript has 5 exons. NCBI's taxonomy places the organism in Eukaryota, Metazoa, Chordata, Aves, Passeriformes, Pipridae. The coding region runs from base 496 to 759 and encodes 87 amino acids. Gene Ontology annotation, molecular function: protein kinase A regulatory subunit binding.
GGGGAGGGCGGGGAGCGCCCGGCGGAGCGGCGGGAGCGGCGAACAGGAGCCUGGAGGAGGCGGCGGCGUCGGCGGGACGAGGGCCGGACCCCGCGGGCACCUCCGGAGGAAGGGGCGGCCGGGGAUCGUGCUGGCGGGGCCACGCUUGCAGCAUGCUGCCCGCACGGACACCGCCCCGGCGCGCCGAGUCCCAGAAGUGAAGGUGUCUGUGCUCUACUGGGGACAAGGGGGACAACCCAUUAGAAGCAGACGUGGGUUUGUAGGUUAGAAAUGAACUUACCUUGGCAGGAAGCACUUGGCCAGGCUGGCAGAGACAGUGCUUAAGCCCUCACAUACCAGAUUUCUCCAGAAGCACAAAAGGAGAUGUUCUGUUCUUUGAAAAUAACUGGAGCCACUGGCAAGAAGCAGCAGCACUGCAUCAAACAAGGAAAGCAUUUCCAGGUUAUCAGAACAUGCUGUUGAACUGAAUUUUGCAGCUGCGUUUUCCAAUGUACCAUGGGAUGCAUCAAAUCCAAGGCUGCCUGUCAAGGUUCGAAGGCUAUCCCGGAUGAAAAGAUCGGGAGAGGCACCGAAGGAUGCACUGGGGAGAAAUCCUCUCUGAUAGCAGUGAAGGUGGACGAGAAGGGUCCCUCGAGCACCAUAGUGCUGGACUACGCGCAGCGCCUGUCCCGGGAGAUCCUGGAGCAGGCGGUGAAGCAGUGGGCAGUGACGGAGAGCAAGUACAGCGACAUCCCCUUCAUCGAGAGCGACGUGCCCUGAGCCCCUGAGCCCCUGAGCCCCUGA